Molecule: messenger RNA, 1212 nt
Organism: Thlaspi arvense
Lineage: Eukaryota; Viridiplantae; Streptophyta; Magnoliopsida; Brassicales; Brassicaceae
Source: the annotation of a GenBank genome assembly
GUUCUGUUCUUUCUUCCUAAUAUAUCCAUGGCCAAAUCAUCAAAUGUUCUCCUCCGUCUCUCUGUUUUCAUCUUCAUCAUCGCCGAAUCCGCCUUGGCUCAGACAUGUUCCAAGUACAAAUUCUCCAGCAACCGUCUCUUUAAGUCCUGUAACAACCUCCCUGUCCUUGAUUCUUUCCUCCACUACACUUACGACUCUUCUUCCGGGAAUCUCCAAAUCGCUUAUCGCCACACAAACCUCACCCCAGGGAAAUGGGUGGCAUGGGCCGUGAACCCGACGUCCACGGGCAUGGUCGGAGCUCAAGCCAUAGUGGCUUAUCCACAAUCAGACGGCGCCAUUAGAGCGUACACUUCACCCAUCAGCAGCUACCAGACGAGUCUCCAAGAAGCCGUGCUUAGUUUCAACGUCACUGACUUGUCUGCUACUUACCAAAACAACGAGAUGGUCAUCUUCGCAACUCUGAAUCUCCCUCUUGCGAAUGGUGGAAACAUCAAUACGGUGUGGCAAGAUGGAUCUCUUUCAGGGAACAAUCCUCUGCCUCAUCCAACUUCUGGCAACAAUAUCCGCUCUGUUUCCACUCUGAAUAUCAUCUCCGGUGCAUCUGGAUCCGCCGCAGGAGGAGGAACAGGAAAGUCCAAGCUUAGAAAACGCAACAUACAUGGAAUAUUGAACGGAGUGAGUUGGGGAAUAAUGAUGCCACUAGGAGCAAUUAUUGCUCGAUACUUGAGAGUCGCCAAAUCAGCAGACCCUGCUUGGUUCUACCUUCACGUUUUCUGCCAGUCUUCUGCUUAUAUCACUGGUGUCGCCGGUUGGGCCACUGGUCUCAAGCUCGGCGGCGAAUCAGCUGGGAUUCAGUUUACCGCUCACCGUGCCAUCGGGAUCGCUCUCUUCUGCCUUGCAACAGUUCAGGUGUUUGCCAUGUUUCUGAGACCCAAACCAGAGCACAAGUACAGAGUCUACUGGAAUAUAUACCAUCACACGAUAGGCUACACCGUGAUCAUCCUGGCUUUGGUGAACGUUUUCAAAGGACUAGACAUCUUGAGACCUGAGAAGCAGUGGAGAAACGCUUACACCGCUAUUAUCGUGGUACUGGGAAUAGUCGCAGCCGUGCUCGAAGCGUUUACUUGGUACGUAGUCAUAAAGAGAGGAAAGGCAGAGAAAUCUGCAAAAACGGCUCAGCUUGGAAACGAUGGCCGGUCUCAAUACGCAUAG